Molecule: messenger RNA, 2001 nt
Organism: Thyridium curvatum
Lineage: Eukaryota; Fungi; Ascomycota; Sordariomycetes; Thyridiales; Thyridiaceae
Exons: 2
Coding region: 1-2001 (666 amino acids)
Cellular component (GO): membrane; endomembrane system
Source: RefSeq, a predicted model, not a curated record
AUGCCGGCCGAAGCCACUGGCGCGGGCAAUGCGCCCGCCCAGCGCGAGGAAGGGGGCAAGUCGAUGAUGUACACCAUCUUCCAGAUGGUGGCCAUGUAUGCCGGCAUGCAGUUCCUCAUGAAGCAGUUCAUGCCCCAGAAGCCGCAGACGGCCACCACCCAGGACGCCUCGGGCAACGUCGUGCAGGUCCCCGCGAACACCGCAGACAUCCCGGCAUAUCUGCUCCGCCCGCAGCAGCUCGACGAGGGCGCCCAGUACAACCCCAUCCCUCAGCGCCUCGCUCCCAUGUGGCCCGACGACAGCAAGGUCGACAUCGUCAUCACCGUCUCGCCCUCCGUCGUCCCCGCCCCCUGGUCCAACGGACCGGCCGACCCGGUCGUGUUCGACGAGAAGAGCUUUGGCAUUGGCAACUGGAGCGACAGGCGCGCCUUCGACACCACCAUCGAGGUGCCCAAGGAGGUGCAGAACAACGGCACGCUCUGGGGCCACUUCUACAUUGGUCUCGCCGGCAGCAACAUGGAUCCCACCAGCUCGGGCUUUGAUCCUGCCAAGGCCUGCUACUUUGGCUACCCCCUGACGCAGUACAUCCCCAAGAAGAAGGUCGCCAAGACUCGGAACCUGCUCGAGAGCAGAAACGAGACCGAGGCGCAGGAGGCCGGGAAGGAGCAGGAAGACCAGGCCGCGGGCCCCAUCAUUGCCAACUACUACCACCCCAACACCAGCCUGUCCUUCAUCCCCGGCGCCGGCGUCGUGCAGUACCCCCAGACUCACCCCGCCGUGCGCCAGUUCAUCCACCUCGAGCCCACCGGCGCCCGCGACGGCUCCGGCCAGAACUCGUGGUACUACCCCAUCCUGUUCGUCAACACCUUCUGGCAGCUCAACUCGCACAUGACUCUGCUGAACGACACCGUGACCUCGCUGCCCCUGCACAUCGACCUGAACAACAUGGCCGAGUGGAAGUUCAAGAUCAUGGCCUCCAUCGAGGCCAGCGGACGCGAGACCGCCCGCCAGGCCGCCUUUGGCGGCUCUACCCCCGGUGGCGGCGACGGCAGCGAGAUCCAGAUGAUCAAGGAGAUCUUCCUCGACACCAACCCCAUCCUGCUCGGUGUCACGGCGUUUGCCACCGUGGCCCACUUGAUCCUCGAGACCCUGGCCUUUGGCUCGGACAUUGCCCACUACCGCAAGAAGAAGGACAACGUCGGCAUCUCGGUCCGCUCCAUCCUCGCCAACGUCUUCAUGCAGACCAUCAUCUUCCUCUACCUGUUGGACAACUCGCAGAACACCUCGUGGAUGAUCCUCGGCCAGCAGGUGGUCGGCAUCCUCAUCGAGCUCUGGAAGGUGACCACCGUCGUCAACAUCCGCCUCCGGCCGGCGCCGCCGGGGUCGCUGGUGCCCUACCGCGUCAGCUUCGAGGACAAGCACAAGCUCAGCGAGACCGAGGAGAAGACCAAGGAGUACGACGAGAUCGCCUUCAAGUACAUGUACAUGGCCGGCGUGCCCCUGCUCGUCGCCUACGCCGUCUACUCGCUCUACUACGACACCCACAAGUCGUGGUACAGCUACGUCAUCACGACGCUCGUCGGCUCCGUCUACGCCUACGGCUUCCUCAUGAUGGUGCCCUCGCUCUACAUCAACUACCGCCUCAAGAGCGUCGCCCACAUGCCCGCCAAGGCCAUGAUGUACAAGUUCCUCAACACCUUCAUCGACGACCUCUUCGCCUUCACCAUCAAGAUGCCCGUCCUGCACCGCCUCGCCACCUUCCGCGACGACGUCAUCUUCUUUGUGUACCUCUACCAGCGCUGGGCCUACAAGAUUGACUACAGCCGCGUCAACGAGUUUGGCCAGGGCGGCGAGGACGAGGACGAGGCGGUCGAGAAGGAGGCCGAGAAGACGAAGGAGAAGAAUAACGAGCCGGCGGCGAUCGAGCCCAAGAGGGUUGGUGCUGCGGGCCAGAAGGCCACGGGCGCCAGUGCCGGCUCUGGUGCUACCAAGAGAAAGUGA